AUGGAAACCAAGGGUAUAUCACCUCUUCACCAGAGCUCUGGUGGAAUACUCGACUUUAUCAACUUUCAAAGCCCCCUGUCUGUAACUGCUAACAAAAGUCCCGCCAUAGCAAACGCUGAAGUUGGUUCGCGUCAGUUAAGGGAUCGUAUUAUCCAUCUACUUGCCAUCCAGUCGUAUCAGCGGCCCGAACUGAUUUUGCGUCUUAGACGAGACGGUUUAACGGAUGAACAAAAAGACCAAGUGGAUGCCAUUUUGAGCAAAGUCGGGCGGCUUGGGAGACAGGGUGAAUAUCACUUGGCUCAAGUGUUCUUCAAUGUGAUUGAGCCGAAUUGGCCUGGUUAUUCGCCUUCAGAACGUUCCACCGUUGCGUCUCUCAAGGCAAGUGUUUCGGUAUCAAGUAUGACACCCGGAAGCCGGCAAAACUCACCUCUCUCGGGGAUAGAAGACUUUGGGCGGAAACCCACGCGUGCAACCGCCCCCUCGGCGCCCCACGCUUUGGGGAAAAAAAUUGCUGCUCUGGAUCUUCUUUCAUCUGGCAUUCCAGAAGCGACAGUCGCCGCUCAGUAUGGUAUUACCCCGGCUUUGUUGGAAAACUGGAAACUCAAUGAAGCAAGACUGCGCCAUACGUAUGCUCAGCGCCAGGGCUCCAAAAUGCCCCAGUCAGCUAUUCCACCUCACUCAUCAACCCAGGAAUUGCAGAAAAGCAUUAGAAGCGUCACUAAUGCCGCGCCCCCUACCUCUAACACCGCCGUGAAGCCUAGCGCCCCGAAGCGCUCAAGACUUUCUUCUGACGAAAGUGGGGUCCUCUCUGGCAGCUCUUCAUCAUCUACCUCAGGAAAUGGUCUCUCUUUUGCGCCCACCUCAUCCCUCAAUCACCGUUGUACCACAGUUGCUCCUCCCUCCAAAAAACCAUCCCCACCCCUAAUUGAACAAAAUCGUUCCUCUUCGGAGAAAACACAGCAUUCCGUAACGUGCUUUGAUGGCGAGCAAACGAAAAACAGCCUUUCACGGGUCGGAUCACUUUCUAAUCGCGGCAGUAUUCGUCGUCGCCAUCACGGUUGUGGUAGCGAGACGAGUAGCUGCGGCGACAGCAGCGCGCCUUCCGUCGAGACGUCACCGCCACCACAGUUUGGCCGAAAAGGGGUGGACGCAAAUGGGUCUGAAAAAAGCAAACACCAGCGACUCGAUUCCUUCGCCGAAGAGAAGUCAUCCUAUCUCUCCGACGAGGACUAUCUCUUAGACACUAUUUCAUCCAAAAACGCCGAGUUGGAUAGGUUGUACCCGGCAAUUUCAAGUGCAAGCCAGGCAGCUGCAUACCGUGAAGAGUUCGAGAUGUUGUAUCCCAACUACUUGCGCCUUUAUGAACCUUAUCGUGAUGCUUGGAACACCGUGAUGACUCUUAAAGAAAGAAUAAUGGCGCACGUUGGUAACCGCAAUGAGGAGACAAUGACUAGACUUGCUUCUGAACUUGACGACUUCCUGAAGCUUAUGCGUACCCCAGAAAGGCGUGAAGAUGAAGUUCGUCUUCUUGUGAUGACCUACAAGCUGCAGCUUCUCAAGCAGCGACUGGCUGCGUUCGCAUCCCACGACAAGAGCCCUGGUCAAGUGUCUGAUGCCCCGCUUCGGCGCCCGCAACACCGAAAAGCGCUUCUCCGGGCUGGCGCGUCAGAUUAG
Mesocestoides corti is the source of this 1674-nucleotide messenger RNA. The record is from the annotation of a GenBank genome assembly. NCBI's taxonomy places the organism in Eukaryota, Metazoa, Platyhelminthes, Cestoda, Cyclophyllidea, Mesocestoididae.